Molecule: messenger RNA, 234 nt
Organism: Cercopithifilaria johnstoni
Lineage: Eukaryota; Metazoa; Nematoda; Chromadorea; Rhabditida; Onchocercidae
Source: the annotation of a GenBank genome assembly
AUGAAAUUAAAUGUGAAAAAAAAUGACGCAUCAAGAAAAACAAUCCUCAUCGUUUUUCCGUUUUUCAGUCUUAGAGAUAAGAAGGAGAAGCUGACUGAUAAUUCCGGACGUUCUAAAAUGUCACCUGGGCCAUUUUCUGACAAUUUCGGACGUCCUAAAAUGUCACCUGGGCCAUUUUCUGACAAUUCCGGACGUUCUAAAAUGUCACCUGGACCAUUUUCUUUUCUUUGCUAG